Molecule: messenger RNA, 1248 nt
Organism: Helicoverpa zea (corn earworm)
Lineage: Eukaryota; Metazoa; Arthropoda; Insecta; Lepidoptera; Noctuidae
Exons: 2
Coding region: 302-1216 (304 amino acids)
Biological process (GO): regulation of transcription by RNA polymerase II
Cellular component (GO): transcription regulator complex; nucleus
Source: RefSeq, a predicted model, not a curated record
UUCCCACUACGCCGGACCGGCAGAUCUGCCGCGCCGGUAAAUCUGCCGGAAGGGCUAGUGGCUGUACAAUUUAUAUGAAGCUAUUCACAUUAUCCCGGGUCCGGCAUUUUUGCCGAGCCCGGCAUUUUUACCGAGCGUUUUGUCACUACGAAUUGCCGGCAGAACGACCGGGCCCGGAGUAAUGUGAACGAGUUUGUGCCGGUAUCUGUCCCCCGCUCGCCCCGCUCGUGCUCCCCUCGCCCCGCCCGUGUUCCACUCACGUCAUUCGGCUCGCAUUUUCUGGUAAAAGUAGACGUUUAGCAUGGAUAUUCAAGCAGAAACUUUAAUUACGCUUGUCCAAGAGAGACCUGUUCUGUGGGAUAAGACCGAAGACGUCUAUAAAGACAAAAACUUAAAGUUAGCAGCAUGGCGUGAAGUAUGUUUAAUACUGAAACCAAACUUCGAUGAACUGGAUGAAAAAGAAAGAAAACAGUACGGAAAACAGGUUUCAACUAAAUGGAAUAAUAUACGAGAUUCGUGGCUUAAGACAGUAAAGAAACAAAAAGAUGAGUCUAAAUCUGGAUCUUCGGCCAAAAAGACACGAAAUUAUUUAUAUCACGAGCAAUUAAUGUUUUUGAAAAAAGUCUCCGAACCUCGACCACCACAUGAGUCAGUUUCAAAAAAAGCAAGAACCGAGACUGAAGUAGGCAUGGAAUCAGAUUUUCGUUCACCUUUAAUUAAAGAUAAAAGAAAAAUUGAUAAUAAAGAGGUAAAUGACAGGAUGGUAAAGUUUUUGGACUCCAGAAUAAACCCAGAAAAGGAAAACCAUCAUCUGUCUUUCUUCAAAGGCAUUAUACCAAUCUUGAACACUUUAACUAUCGAAGAGACUUUAGAAUUUCAAGCUAGCGUCAUGACAAUGUUGCAAAAAAUUAAAAGUAGGAAUAAUGAGAGACCAAAUUACGGACAUUGGCGUGAUUCAUAUAAUCAGAUGACCGGACCAGAUCAGUAUUCUGGAUACUACACACAUAAUAGCGUCAAUCAACAGGCAACACCUACGCAAGAUCAACACCACCCUGGAUACUCUACGCAAUAUAAUAGUAGCAAUCAACAGGCAACAACAUCUAUACCAUCAACUUCAUCUCAGUCAUCGAAUCCGAUUCCAGCUUCGCCAUCAGCAUCUAGUAAUCAUUCCAUACAUUCCCAAGACUCAGAUUACUUAGAUUUUGAAGGGUUUUAAGUUUGAGUACAAAUAAAUACAUAAAUAAGUUA